Molecule: messenger RNA, 3054 nt
Organism: Danio aesculapii
Lineage: Eukaryota; Metazoa; Chordata; Actinopteri; Cypriniformes; Danionidae
Gene: rapsn
Product: receptor-associated protein of the synapse, 43kD
Exons: 8
Coding region: 762-2033 (423 amino acids)
Biological process (GO): chemical synaptic transmission
Cellular component (GO): synapse
Molecular function (GO): protein-membrane adaptor activity; acetylcholine receptor binding
Source: RefSeq, a predicted model, not a curated record
UCACUCUGCCUCACCGUUGUGAAAUAUCUGGCUGUUUUUAGACUUGUUUACAUGAUGUCCGAACCUCAGAAUUGAAUAUUUGCUGAAAUAUGAAUGUUAUGUUUACUUCAGGGUUGCCCAUAGUUGCUUCAGCCUCUUGACGGAGUGCGGAUGUGGAGGUGAACAGCACUUGUCUUGGUAUGAAGAUCAGUGGAUAAGCGUCUUUAGUGACCUUGGAUCUUUUCAGAGGCUGAAGCUGGAUUCCAGCAAAGACACAUGGUCCAGAGUGACAAGGCCAUCUGCUGUAGCGCCAGCACUGCAGUGGGAGGGAGGAGAAAGAUGAAGGGGUGGUUUGUGGGGGGCUGAGGGUACAGAGAAUUCCUCCCCCUCGGGUGUGGAGGGAGUAGAUAUUCUGGGAGUUCAUUGCCAGCACCUUGGAUUGGAACUUAUUUCUUUAGCGUCGUUUUUUUCCUUAGUUUUUCUGAGAGGGGACUAAGAUUGUGUCUUUAACAUCACGAGAUCAUGCUGAUGUGAUUCUUACAAAGUUCUUUUAAAGUGUUUAGCAAUGGAGAUCUGGACUCUGAAGACCUUGCGAGCUGAGGAUCCAGUUUCUUCAACCACUCUUUACACCCAAAGUUGAGAGUUGUGGAGCAGUGACGCAAAAGGAGAGGAUCUCUGGGGUGGAUUUUGGCUAACCUGUCUUUUGUUUGGGUGUAUUGGUGGUGAAAGACACAUAAAAAAGGUACGCUUGCACUUCCUCAGAGGGCCGAAGAGCCAGACGGAUGGUUAUUUUUAUGAGGGACUUUGUAGCAGAAAUGGGUCAGGACCAAACCAAACAGCAGAUCGAGAAGGGACUGAAGCUCUACCAGUCAAAUGACACAGAAAAGGCUUUAUAUGUUUGGAUGAAAGUGUUAAGGAAGACAUCUGAUCCAGGGGGGAAGUUUCGGGUUUUGGGGUGUCUGAUAACAGCACAUUCAGAAAUGGGAAAAUACAAAGAGAUGCUACAGUUCUCCCUCGCUCAGAUAAACACAGCCAGAGAGAUGGAGGAUCCGGACUACCUGACGGAGGGCUAUUUGAACCUGGCACGCAGCAAUGAGAAGCUUUGCGAUUUCCAGAAGACUGUCUCAUAUUGUGAGACCUGCUUAAACAUGCAAGGCACCACUGUUAGCCUGCAGCUCAAUGGGCAAGUGUGCUUAAGCAUGGGGAAUGCCUACCUGGGCCUAAGUGUUUUCCAGAAGGCCUUAGUGAGCUAUGAGAAGGCCCUACGAUAUGCUCACAAUAAUGACGACAAGAUGCUGGAGUGCAGGGUCUGCUGCAGUUUGGGCAACUUCUACAUCCAGCUUAAGGAUUUUGAGAAAGCGCUCUUCUUUCCAUGCAAAGCAGCUGAACUGGUGAAUGACUAUGGUAAGGGCUGGAGUCUGAAGUAUCGUGCCAUGAGUCAGUACCAUAUGUCAGUAGCCUACAAGAAGCUGAUGCGCCUACCAGAUGCAAUGGAAUGCUGUGAGGAAUCAAUGAAGAUUGCACUGCAGCAUGGAGAUCGACCCCUUCAGGCAUUGUGUCUGCUUAACUUUGCUGAUAUUCAUCGCUGUCAGAAAGAUGUUGAUAAAGCAUUCCCUCGCUAUGAGUCCUCCAUGUGCAUAAUGUCAGAGAUUGGCAACCGCCUUGGACAAGCAUCCAUCUACGUAGGAGUGGGGAAGUGCUGGAUUCUGCAGAAGGAAUAUGAUAAGGCUCUGGACUCACUGCAAAGAGCAAAUGAUCUUGCCGAGGCAAUCGGAAACAAGCUGUGUAUCCUGAAGGUGCACAGCCUGUGUGAAGGCAUUUACCGCUGUAAAGAGCAGCAGGAGGAGUUGAGGGAGCAGGUGGUGAAGUUCCUGCAGUGUGUGGAGGAGCUGGAGCUCUACUGCGGCAUGUGCGGGGAGUCUAUCGGAGAGAAGAACCAGCAGCUGCAGGCCUUGCCCUGCUCUCACAUCUUCCACCUCAAGUGUCUGCAGACAAACGGCACAAAGGGCUGCCCGAAAUGCCAUCGUUCAUCAGUGAAGCUGGGUUUUGUAUGAGAUUGCACUCCUGCUUUUGGACAAAAUGGCUGAAUCCCGUCAGCGUGACCCAUCUGGGAGCACAAGUUCCAGGGUCUUGAUUCAGGAAGCUCUUUGGGAGGAAAUAAAAGAGGUUUUCCAUGUGUUUCCAUUCUGUCUUUAUGGCAGCUAGGGAAAAAAUGUGGAAAUGCAGCAGAUGGAUUAGCUCAACGAAGAGACAGAUAUUACUGUGAACUGACAUUUUAAUGCUGUAUUGGUGUAUGAAACAUUAAAAACAGCCUUUUAUUGGACCAUGCAGCAUUGCAGGAUAUUCGUCAAAGAGGUGAGAGAUUUACAUAUUGUGUGGUUUCCCUCAGUGAACAUUAUUGCAAUAUUUAUCAGAGCUGAACAUAGCAAAAUGUCUAUUUAUAACUUUCUAUCUAGUUUCUUCAGAUUGUGUAAAUAAUACAUAAGUUCUAUGAUUAAUGUAACUUUAAAAGAUAAUGUUGUUCUGGUUGAGUUUGUUUGAGGUUUGUUUUGAGCUUGUAGUAAACUCAUAUGUCUCUAACGGCCUCUUGUUAGUGAACUGUAAUAUUCAGGGGCAUGUGUUCAACUUAUUAACUUGACCAAUUAUACAUUUUGUUAAUUAUUUAUACGACAGUUGUUUAUGUCUUUUAAUAAGGAACUUAUACAUAAUGCAUAACAUUACUACUAUGUUUCUCAUAAUUCAUUUCUUUGACAUUGAAUCAAAAUGUGAAAAGUAGUUCAUUUCUUUAUUCAGUGCAUUAUAGGAUGUGCAGUUGAAAGUAAAGUUUGCUGAUAUUACUUUAAAAAAAUAAUCUCCCUUAAUCUCCAUAACCUUCAGAGAUUCACAAAAGAGUAUAGGUUCUCUUUUGAAUCUCCAAAUAAUUCAUAUCUUUUUACAACAUGUAUAGCACAAAAUAUUUUGGUAUAUUUAAUCGGAAUGGCCUAAAUUAGUUUUUAUCUUUAUUUCUUUGUGGGCACUUUCAAUAAAUAUUCAAGGUGGUAUAAUCAAGUUAAAUGAUGCUGACUAUGCUCGCAC